GCUCUCAUCACUCGGUUCCGAAUCCUCCAUCACCCUUAUUCACGAUUUUCGGACUCGGUCAUGGCAAAGAACAAAAAAGUGAAGGAGAAAGAGAAAGAAAAGGAGAAGGAGAAGGAGAAACCAAGGCUCGAAGAGGUACCGGAGGAAGUGGAAGAACCCGAGGAAGAGUUCCAUGACUACAGCGCCGAGGAGGAGGGGGCAUUAGGAUACGGCGAAUACGAUGGCUGGAACGCGACAGGUGCUAGCAUCAAACCACCCGCGCAGGACAUGGGCGUUCCGGGCGGGUGGGGCGCGGCCGAACCGGGCUGGGAGCAGGCAUCACCCGAGUGGGGCACAGGCGCUGUCUCCGGAGGCGCAGCGCCCAUCCCGCCGCCUGCUGCCACACACGCGCCGAUCCCACCACCCGCUCAAAUGAAUCCACCAAUUCCGCCCCCAGCCCAACUGCAUCCGCCCUAUCCCGUCGCCGCACACGCGGCAGCGAUUCCCGCGACUAACAGGGCACCCCCAAUACCGUCUGCUAAGAACCCAGCCCCGCCAUCCAAGGGCCAUCAGAAGGUCGCGGCCAAGGGCUGGGAGGGUUGGGGUGCGGAAGCGGGCGGCCAAAAUUGGGGUUCCGGAGCUGCAGAAUGGAGCACCGGCGGUGGCGCCCCUCCUCCCAGUCCACAGCCAGCUGUGGCCAGUGGAUGGGCCCGAGCGGCUGAAGCUCAGUGGAAGACCGCCCCUCCACUCGCCGCGUCGGCUCCAAAGCAGUGGUCCGUGCCGACGGUUCCCGCUGCUGCCGCCGCACCGAAGACAGGCCACUGGACAACGUGGGGUGAAGAGUUGAAGCGAUUACCAAAAUCGACUUCCAUGGGAGCUUCCGCUUCCGCUUUUAUGCCCGUUCCCGCUGCUUAUCCGGGUGCUGCCCCCGUGAACAAGCAGCAACAAAACCAGAUGCUCUACGCGCAGGCGCAGUCUGAGAUGAUGAAGGGAAUGUUCAGCCACCCUGGACGCGACGGCCGCGCGGUGGCGUUUGAGGAGCCCAGGUCGAGCCCCCACCAACAGCCGUAUCCUGGAUUGUACGCGCAGCCUCAGCCGCAGUCCAAGAAGAACAAGCAGAAGAACGAUGGCUGGGGAGCACCCACUGAAGCGGCUGGGGGAUGGGGUGCAGAGGGUGCUUGGGGAGACGGCGGCGGCGGCGGCGGCGGCGGGGGUUGGGGAACUGGUGGUGGUGGUGGUGGUUGGGGCGAUGCUGGUGGCGGCGGUGAUUGGGGCGGCAACGAUUCAGGAGGCUGGGGCGCCAAAGACACUCCCCAUGGCCUAGGGUCCAAAGCUGCCGCGUGGGGUAACGAAGUUGGUGGCGGGUGGGGGAAGCAGACGGGUGGAGAAUGGGGAAACGAAACCAAUGCGGGAUGGGGAAACGAAGCUGGUGCAGGAUGGGGAAAGGAAACUGGUGGAGGAUAUGGCGCUACGGGAGCGAACGACUGGGGCGGCGGAGGCGGAGGCGGUGGAGGCUGGGGCAACGGCGGCGGCGAUGACGACUGGGGCGACGAGGAAUACGAAAGUGAAUACACCGAGUCUUCCGAAGAGGACGACGACCGAAACGGAAUGCAUUUCAGCAAGCCGUCAUCGAAUCUCUGGGGCGGGCACCAACGCGACUCGACGUAUCAAAUGCCCUCGAAAACGCUGGCACACGCCUACAAAGGCACGGCGACGCCCCUGUUCACAGGCUUGCCUCGAAACAAGAUCAGCGAAGGGACGGACAUUCGUUUCAUCGAUUCAAAAGGGGCGGCACUAAAACCCGUGGAACAAGCCAUCUUCGGGCGAACGCGAUACGCGCGAGAUCGGAUCCACUGGAUGUUCUCGCCUCAGAAGGAUGAGCGCGUUGCCUCGCUGCUGUCCUGGAUCGAAGUCGUGUCGUACCGCCUCGCAGCGUAUGGGCUGCACCGCUUCCUGCAGAGUCGCGAGCGGGGUGCACUGCUCGUCAGCGCCGAAUACAGGCCAAUCAACCACCCUCAAGAGCCGGCGUUCGACUGGUUGACGUUCGACCAACUGCAGGCGUCGAAGGACAAGAUUCUGCAAGAGUCGGUGGCCUUUUACGAUCCUGCCGUGAUCUGCGUCGUUUUCGUCUAUCUACCCUCGAAGAGCGGCAACAGCGUCGCGAUGUGGCGCCGCAAGAUCAGAAUCGGCAACGAGACGCGCGCGACGCGGAUAAACGAGAUCAAGCUGGCAAUGGCUGGGCUGCGGAAACAAAAGGACUAUGUCGUGCACGUGGACGAGUCGGUGACCCGCUCUCCCGAGACUUCAGCGUCUGACGCGGCCAGCAGACUACCUCCUGGUCAUAAGAAAGCUGCGAAUUCUGGUAAAGCAGCUGCGACGAAAGCUACGAAAGCUACGAAAAAGCAGGCAGGCUACUCCAGCUCUGCCCGUCCUUAUGCCCCUUACGAACCUGCCUCCGCGAAGAAACCCAAGAAGCGGAAAUGGUGGCAGUUUUUCUGAUACCUCUUGUUUUGAUGGUUGCUUUUUUGUAUUGUGGUUAUCUCCUGCUAUCUGUGUAAAAUCUAGAUGUAUCCUUGUAGUCGCUUUGUGUAAAUCUGUACAUGACUGAUGCAGACGAAUGAACAAAUUGAUGAUUUGAACGUUUU
This is a messenger RNA of Mycena citricolor, 2624 nucleotides long. The record is from the annotation of a GenBank genome assembly. Lineage: Eukaryota; Fungi; Basidiomycota; Agaricomycetes; Agaricales; Mycenaceae.